UAAACUUAUUAAAUAGGCUGGGAAAAUGGUAAAGCAAACGAUUAAAAUAUUUGGUCGCCUGAAGCCUACCAAAAAGAAUCUUUGCGUUUACGAAAUUCAAAGUGACGAAACCGAAAAAGACCGAAUUAUGUUUGCUGUACCUAGAGACUCGAAACUUUUCAUCAAUAACACGAAAGAAGAAUUUAAGUUCCAAUUUGAUCACAUUUUUGAACGCGAUGCAAAACAGGAAGAAGUGUUCGAGAAUGUAGCUCGCGAUGUGAUUGACAACUGCCUCUCUGGCUACAAUGGAACCAUUUUUGCCUAUGGUCAAACAGGAAGUGGUAAAACUUUCACGAUAACUGGCGGAGCUGAGAAAUAUUCCGAUAGGGGUAUCAUACCACGAUGCCUCGAGUACCUCUUUUCGCAAUUUGAGAAGCAGCCAAACCUGGCUUUUCAGACUCACAUUUCGUACCUGGAAAUAUACAAUGAAAGUGGGUAUGAUCUUUUGGAUCCAAACAAAGAGAUCAAGAAAAUGGAAGACCUUCCAAAGGUUGCAUUGAUGGAAGACUCAGAUGGCUCAGUGCACCUCCGCAACCUGUCUAUUCAUCAAGCAAACUCAGAGGAAGAUGCACUCAAUUUACUGUUCAUCGGAGACACCAACCGAAUGGUAGCCGAGACUCCCAUGAACCAAGCAUCCACCAGGUCUCACUGUAUUUUCACCAUACACAUAUCCAGCAGGGAACCUGGCUCCGCUACCAUCAGAAAGGCCAAAUUGCAUCUCGUAGAUCUAGCGGGAAGUGAGAGGGUUCAUAAAACAGGUGUCAAUGGCACGCUGUUAACGGAGGCCAAAUACAUCAACGUUUCACUUCACUUUCUGGAGCAGGUAAUCGUUUCUCUGUCCGAGAAGAAUAGAACUCACAUUCCCUACCGUAACUCUUUGAUGACCUCAGUUCUCCGAGACUCACUUGGAGGCAACUGUAUGACUACUAUGGUUGCAACUCUCUCUGCUGAGUUAAAAAACAUAGACGAAUCUAUCUCGACGUGUCGUUUCGCUCAACGAGUGGCUCUGAUUAAGAACGACGUAAGUGUGAACGAAGAGUUAGACCCGAGACUGAUGGUUGCGAAGCUGAAGAAAGAAGUGCAGGAAUUAAAAACCCAACUGGCGAUGGGAUCCGAAGAUGGAAUGAUGCUAACUGAGGCACUCGGUGCAGAAGAACUAGACAACUGGAAGGUUAGAUGUAGGAAAUACCUGGAUGAUAAAGACCCGGAAGCAGUUCUUGAAACGGGACCCGAUUUGAGGAAGAUAUUGGCUUGCUUCAAGUUUCUGAAAGCGUUUUACAAUGAAGCUGUCAAAAGCUCUAAAGCACUUCCGACUAGCGCAAGGUCAACUCUGCAGCAAGCUACUGUUCACGAAAGUCCGAACAUGCAAAUGGUUCCGAUGAGUGCUUAUGAUAGUAAAGAAGUCCAGGAAUUGAAACAAGUUUUAAAACAGAGAGACAAUGAAAUCAAUAUCCUCGUCAGCAUGUUGAAAAAAGAGAAGGCUAAGAAUUUGAACACUUCUAGUCUAACAAGUAAUGUAAAUUCUUCUGUUUCAACUAACGGAAGUAGUAAUUUUGAAUAUUCAACAGCUGAGAGGAAGUAUGAUAGAAAUGAAAUGCGAGAAUCUUAUAGUUCAAAUACGAGUGCAUAUUCUUCUGCGCCGGAACAAACCAAGAACAGCAAAAACAUGAGCCGAGAGUCAACAGUCAGUACUUCCAUGGCAAUAGAUAAUCAGAAUAGAGUCGCAAUUGGUCAUUCGAACAAUGCAUACAGUCAUAAGGCUACUGUGAACAACAUAGUUCAGAAGAAAAUGGGCGACAUGUCAGUGGGUCGGCAGGAGGCUUUUGAAAUCUUCAAGCGAGACUACAAGGACAGGGAGGGGAUAGAGAGGAAGAAGGCACAGCUGAAGGAGUGCUACGCCACUGCCAAACACAAGGGACAAGCAGUCAACCACUACAGACUCAAAAUUAAUGAACUGAAGGCGGCCUUGCAGCAGUGUAGAAUAUCGGCAGCAGUGGGAGGGGCAGGGGACUCAGGCUCAGGGGAGACGAGUGAAGAGGAGAGACGACUGAGACAAAGCAUGGAGAGGGAGAAGGAAAAGUACAAGGAGUUGUUUGAUGAGUUAAAGCAGACUAAGAAUGAGAUAGAACAUCUGCAGCACAUGUUGGAACAGGAUAAACUCCUCAUCGUCAAGGAGUUCGAGGCCUGGUGGGCCACCCAAGAACAGAAGCAGGAGCAGAAACAACUAAGCCACACUCAAGGAGAUACUCACUACUCUCGGGACUCAACGAUGAACUCUUCGAAGACUAUGACUCAUUCUACGAACUAUUUGCCAAACUCAGACUCGAACCAUCAAAUCACACGCAACUCCAGUUCAUCUUCAUCCUCCCUUAAAAGUAGACAUAUAACAGAGGCAAACAGCAGUAGCGGUGCUUCAAAUUCUCAGUCUCCGAUCAACUCUUCGAUUCCUCUGACUGGAGACGCCAAGGCGGAUGCAGAUAUAAUCGCUUUUUUCAAAGCCAGACAAAAAGCACUGGGUCCAAGAUGAGGAUAUGUCACUGUUUUGAAACUGAAAAAUUUGAACGUGGCGCUGAAUUCAAGUCAGUUUUUGAUAAGGAAGGAACAUUUGAACUCGUCUCGACGCUGUUAGUUGCUUGCAAAUGAGCGAGAGGGAAUGCCUGAUUUUUUUGUAGAUUUGAAACAAAUCUGUAAAUGUACAUUUGUAAAUAUCAUCACCAUGUCCAUUUGCUUUUAGUUAGAAAUUUAU
Molecule: messenger RNA, 2785 nt
Organism: Symsagittifera roscoffensis
Lineage: Eukaryota; Metazoa; Xenacoelomorpha; Acoela; Convolutidae
Product: kinesin-like protein KIF6
Exons: 13
Coding region: 26-2566 (846 amino acids)
Biological process (GO): microtubule-based movement
Cellular component (GO): microtubule; kinesin complex
Molecular function (GO): ATP hydrolysis activity; microtubule motor activity; ATP binding
Source: RefSeq, a predicted model, not a curated record